Molecule: messenger RNA, 2286 nt
Organism: Plasmodium gonderi
Lineage: Eukaryota; Apicomplexa; Aconoidasida; Haemosporida; Plasmodiidae
Product: GTP-binding protein
Exons: 1
Coding region: 1-2286 (761 amino acids)
Cellular component (GO): mitochondrion
Molecular function (GO): GTPase activity; GTP binding
Source: RefSeq, a predicted model, not a curated record
AUGUUUCAUUUCAAAUUGCUUACACAUGUUCAUAAAAAAUUGAAUUUUUUUAAUUCUCCCAAAAGAGAAUUCAUCUAUUUUUUAUUAAAAAAUGAGAGAAUUCCAAGAUUAAGCAUUUACACGAAAUCGAAAUGCACAAUUCAUUCUUACCCCCCAAAUGUUACCUCAUUCAUUUCACUAAGUGAUACAGAUGUUAAUAAAUGUAACUUAGGAUGGAAAAACAACAAGCAUGCUGCUAUACACACUCUGGAGGAAAUAAAGGUUUAUCAUAAUGAUGUUAAUCUUGAGGCACAGGAAAACAAUGGGGUUAAUGACGAGGCAUAUGAAAACAAUGAGUGUGUUUACAUACAGAGUGAAAAUAAAUUUGUUGUAAGUAGACGAAAGAGGGAAAAAUAUACAGGUAACUCUAAAAAGAAAGAAACAAUAAUAGUGGAUACACCUCCAAUGAACAAACAAAAUGAAAAUAGGUUUGAAGGACAUGUCAUAAUGAGUCCUGGAUUAAGCAUUGCAUGUAGAAGUAACAAUGUUCAUUUAGAUUAUACAGAAGAAUUGAACGAUUUGAAUACCCCUUCAAAGGAAUGCAUAGAACAUAAGACGGAAAAUGAACUACCUAAGGAUCCAUCCAUCGGGGAGGUAGUAGCAACCAUGAGGAAUGAAGCAUUAAUGAAAAUUCUUACAGAACCAAAUGACCACAUGAUGAUAAGAAAUGAAAAACGGUUUUGUGAUUUCCUAUGGGUAGUAGCGAAAUCAGGAAAAGGAGGAAAUCCAAACUACAAAAGACAAAGAAGUAAGAAAUUAAAGGGAGAAGGAUAUGGAGGGCAUGGAGGUAAUGUUAUCUUAAAAAGUAAAAAAAGCAUUUAUGAUUUAAUAAAAAUUGAACAGAAAGUUAAAGCAAAUGAUGGGGAAAACUUUAAAGAAAAUAGUAGAGGAAAAGAUGGAAAAGACAAAAUAAUUUUUGUGCCAGUUGGUACAAUAGUAAGAAAAAGAAUUUAUUGUCAAAAAAAAAAUGAAAAUAAUAGGAAAAUCUAUAAGAGUAUUUUUUGGUACCAAUUUUUAAAAGAAAACGAAGAAUUGUUAGUAGCUCGCGGGGGGAAAGGAGGCAUAUCUUAUUCCUUUUUUAAAAAACAUGAUUUUAGAUUACCAGAAAAUGGAGAAAAAACUCUUCUAGAAUUAGAACUACGAUUACUGAAUGAUGUUGCUUUUAUUGGAAUAGAGAACAGUGGUAAAACAUCCCUAUGUAGUAGUUUAAGCAAAUAUUAUGGAAACAUAAGUACUCAUAUGUUUACAACUACUAUUCCACAUGUUUCCAAUAUUAAUUACAUUGACGGGGUUGAGAUUACCCUCCUAGAUACCCCUUUUUUGUUUCACAAUGCACACAGGGAUAAAACUAGAGGUAAAAGAAUUCUCAGACAUCUUUAUAGAAGCAAAUUAAUUGUCUAUGUUAUCGACGUUUCAAGUGACAAACUGGAAAAUGUGGACGAUUUACAGAUAGAAGAUUAUUACUUGGAGAAUUUAAAACGAAAAAAUAAUUACCAGGAAAAUACAAGAGAAGAAGAUGAUAUGGAUGAGGAGGAAGAAAAAAAAGAAUCAAGAGAAAAAAAAAAGAGGAAAAUGGAAACGCAUGGCCAUCUCCAUCGCGAGGGUAAUGCAGAUAAUAAGGGAACCCCAGAUAUGCACAAAGCAGAUGAUAUCAAUACGAACCUUAAGAAUUAUUACAACGACACGAUUAAGCAGAUAAAGAUGUUAAGAAAUGAACUGUUCCUUUUCAAUCCAGAAUAUUUAAAAAAAAAAGAAUUAGUGGUUGCGACAAAGUGUGAUAUGUUACACAAAAACACAUUACUUAAUCUGGAUUCCCUGUAUUUCCGUCUCAAAAAUUUUCUUCCGCAUAUAGAAGUUAUUGGCACUUCAGCAAAGUUUGGCUUAGGAAUAAAGCUAUUAAGCAGAAAAAUAAGAGAACUUAUAUACCCGCAGUAUAUUUUGCAGAAUCAUAAAUUAUACGCUAAAAAUAUCGAAGAUUAUGUUAUACCGACGUAUAACCAUUUCAAAGAGGGAAAAAUGAAACUGCAAAAUUAUGAGUUGUCUGAAAAUGUUAAGCAUAUCUACGACCAUAACUACAUGGAAAACUUCGAUUACUUUUUAAAGAACGAGAACAGAAAGCGGACUCAUCAGAAGCAUCAUCAUGAGAAGCAGCAGCAGCAACAGAAGGACCCCAGCAUAAGGAUCCCAAAGGAUGAAACUUUUUUAUUAGCCGAAAAGUCUUCGGUGAGGGACGAAGGCAUGGCAUAA